Molecule: messenger RNA, 675 nt
Organism: Bipolaris oryzae ATCC 44560
Lineage: Eukaryota; Fungi; Ascomycota; Dothideomycetes; Pleosporales; Pleosporaceae
Exons: 2
Coding region: 1-675 (224 amino acids)
Source: RefSeq, a predicted model, not a curated record
AUGAAGUUCCUCACGCUCCUGGCCCUGUGCGCUACCCAUGUUUUCGCCGCCAGUCAACUAGCCCUCUUCACCGAUGACGCCUGCCAAAACUCGCUGCGAGGCCUCGAAGGCCCCAAUGGCUAUCCCAAUGGUACAUGUACCGAUCUGCGACGCACUGGGCCAUACGGCAGUUUUCAAGUUGUAGGCCUGGAUCCAGGCUGCACUGUCACCAUCUACCAGAAUGACACCACCGAGAACAUCUGUUCAGGCUACCAAGAAGUGAUUCAGCCCAUUGAUUGCUACAACUCUUCCUUCGUAUACUACAGUAUCGACUUUUGUGAUAUCGUCAGCACCCAGUCGCCAAUUGCACCACAUCCGCCAUCUUCAGGUUCCUCGGGCAUAUCUACAGGCGCGGCUGUUGGAGCUACACUUGGUGGAGUCGCCGGACUGGCAAUCAUCGGCGGACUAAUUGCAUUUUUCGUCUUGAAGAAGCGAAGAGAGGCACGGAGAACUCCAGAAGUCGCAGAGUAUCCACCGUCAAUGCCGUCCGAGGUACACGCGAAACACCUGCAUGAGAUGGGACCGGGCGCAGUCGUGUACAAAAGAGAUGCGGCAGUGGAGGUUGAGCAGCCAGCUGUUGAGCUUGAGGGCAGAGAAUUGGGGACUGAUGAGGAGUCGAGGACUUUACGCUCAUGA